Messenger RNA from Neurospora tetraspora, 768 nucleotides. RefSeq lists its product as uncharacterized. Lineage: Eukaryota; Fungi; Ascomycota; Sordariomycetes; Sordariales; Sordariaceae. The transcript has 2 exons. The record is from RefSeq and is a predicted model, not a curated record. The coding region runs from base 102 to 707 and encodes 201 amino acids.
AUAGUGGAGUUUUAUACGAUACCAGCGUUCGGCAAACUCGACCGUUGUUCAGCCCAUCCAUCCAGCGGUUCGCUCGUGGGCUCGUGGGUGUCAUUAAACUCAUGGGUCCAGUGGAGUUCCCGAGAUCUCUGGUGCACUAUCCAUCGGGGCGGGCAGCCUUCCAUCUCAUCUUCCGAGCAACUCUAUCCAUCCAUCUGGCAUCUGGCAUCUGCCAUCCCAUCAUCCCCUCCCGUUUGGACGUGAUGUGGGUGUCUUGUGCGUGCCCGCAAAAGUCGAUUCGCAAAAAAAUUGUGGGAAUGCGGGCGCUUUUCGAGUGGGUUUGGGCCUGGUGGAGGAAGGAAACGCGUGAACGGUGGGCGGUGGGCGGUGGGCGGUGGACACGAAAGCGGGUUGUCUGUGGGUGGACGGGAUCGAUGGAAAACUCUCUCCAUUUUUUUUUCGUGGACCCUCCCGUCUGCUUGGGCUCUGCACAUGUGCGAUCCUCGGCGGUGGGGGUGGGCAGAAGAAGAAGUCCCAGUUUUCCCCGGUGCGCCCACCGCCCCUCCCGCGCCGAACGCUCCAAAAAAAAAAAAGUUCCCCUCCAUCAUCACUCGCUCCCGCGCGAACCACUUUUUAAGCCCCUUCUUUAUUCUUGCUGCUCCAGCGGCCGAGCUGCUAGAUCAUGUAGUGUCCCACGUAGCCGUAUGGAUGGAUGGUGCGGUGCCUGACCUCACUUGAAGCUACCCCUCUAUUUACCACCUUGGUACAUGUAUAAGGCGCGGGCGGCCA